AUACGUUUAACCGCCAUUCUGCGAGAAAAAAGUAAAUUUUGAAAUAUCACAAGAAACAAAGUAUGAUUUUUAAUAAAUAUAUUGACAUAAAUUAUUAUAAUUGUCAAUAAACAUUAUAUUAUAUUUUAUACCGUGUUAUAUCAGAUAAAUGUUACAAUGAAGAAUUUACAGCUGCCAUUUUUGUUUCUGGUUUGCAUACUGGUGCUAAAGUGUAAAAGUGAUAAACAAAAUCACCUAUUUUGCAAAUCUGUGUGCUAUGAUGAUGUGCAGAAGGCAGUGAAAAACAAUUCGCUGAUAAUCGACGUGCGGUCAAAACAAGAAGUCGCUGAAUCUGGUCUGAUUCCUACCAGCGUAAACAUUCCAUUGGGAUGCUUGCGCUCGAAGCUGGAAAUGUCGAGGAAAGAUUUUAAGGAUGAAUUUAAUCACUCAAAACCGAAAAAACGCACUCUGAUCAUCGUUACCGGCCGCACAGGAAUGCCCAACUCGCCCGCCUGCGAAAUCCUCUGUUUUCUAGGAUUCAAAAAAGUCAGAGAUUACGUCGGCGGUUAUGAAGACUUCGAGCGAAGGGACAAAGAGUGCAGACCGCCACCUGCGCCAUAUUGCAGCCAUAACAUUGCUAAUUCAUGCGAGCCUACUGGGGAUGCUUACCCAGUACCAACUACAUCCGAGAUUCCAAUAAAUCCUCUUCAAUAUGGCAAUAGUUGCUCAAAUCCAUUGUCCUGUUUGCAGGAUAAGUUAACGCAAAGCAAGAAAGAUUUCAAGGAUGAGUUUGACCUUGGAAACAUGUCCAAGUCAACGACGGUACCCAAAGUUGUUGAUUUUAAGCAAGUGAAGAGUCUGCCUGAUGAUAUUUUGCUGAUUGAUGUGAGGGAGCCCAGUGAAUUGCAACAAGUUGGCGUUUUACCGAAAAGUAUCAACAUACCACUUGGAAAUGUAGAAAAUGCAUUCAAACAACUAACUCCUGAAGAAUUCAAACAACUUUAUGGCUGCAAUAAACCUGAUCUGAACAACUCCAUGGUUUUCAGUUGCAAAGCAGGCAUUCGAAGCGCCAAGGCGAUGAAAAUACUCGAAAAUUUAGGAUAUAAAAACACAAGCAACUACCAAGGAGGUUUUGAUGACUGGCUGGAGCAAACUCAGAAACCUUCAGCAUAAUACUCAAAUUAAACUUUAAAACAUGUCAUACCGAAUAAAAUUAAAUAUAAUAUUCUA
Molecule: messenger RNA, 1209 nt
Organism: Dalotia coriaria
Lineage: Eukaryota; Metazoa; Arthropoda; Insecta; Coleoptera; Staphylinidae
Exons: 8
Coding region: 157-1152 (331 amino acids)
Source: RefSeq, a predicted model, not a curated record